Messenger RNA from Acaromyces ingoldii, 679 nucleotides. RefSeq lists its product as hypothetical. The coding region runs from base 141 to 545 and encodes 134 amino acids. Lineage: Eukaryota; Fungi; Basidiomycota; Exobasidiomycetes; Exobasidiales; Cryptobasidiaceae. The record is from RefSeq and is a predicted model, not a curated record. The transcript is spliced from 2 exons.
AAUUGGAAAAAUUGGAAGAAGGGAAAAUUGUGUCAGCAGUGACAGAGUCGCUCUUCAAUCUGUCUUCUCCUUCAUCCGUGCCCUCUUCUUGAGCUGAUGGUCGCGCCGGUCGGCUUGCCGAUCCAAAUGUUGUGAGCCCCAUGGUCAACACCAUUGACGCCGGGCAUUACGUCCGUCUCAACGUGUUGCACAUAUCGCAAAGCCAAUCAUUGCCCGAGUCCUUUGGGAGAACAGCCCGGAGAAAGGAGAAACUAGCUGAUUGCAAAGCAAAAGUAGCUUGGAGGGUAGUUUCUGCCUUCGGUUCGGAACGGUGGCAGUGUCUUUUUUCCUCUGGCAGCCGAACUAAAAAGAAAAGAGCAAGGAAAAAAAAAUUAAGCAUCAACCUCGCGCACAAGCGAGCUCCCGCGCUGCUCGUUAUGUGGGCAGCGAUUCGUUGCAGCUUGCGCACCUGCGCCUUUCUCGCGACAGCAGGAGAAAGAACUAAUUGUUUCGGCUGGCAGGGUUUUGACAUAGCAUCGAAUCGGGCAAGGCAGGGCAGCUCAUGAGCUAAGGAGCGAGUGUUGAUUUGCAGCAAGCUGAACCCCGACGACCGAAUGCGAAAGGCACUUGCUUCUAAAAAAAAAAUUCAGGAGGAAAAACGAGAAAGGCCGAGGGAGGGAGAGCGCGCGCGCGAGGGGAA